AUGUUGAAACCAAAUGUUUUUCUCCUCUACAUGUUUCUGAUCAUUGCUUCACUCUAUUCUAUAUCCCAUAGCUUAUCACUCCUAGGCUUCCAAAUCAACAUUCGUGGUAUUGUGAGAUGUAGCCUUACCGGAGACCCUAAUGCUCCUCCCGUCUCCGGUUCCGUAGUCAACUUAGUAUGUGCCAACGAAACAACAAACCUCUCUGGAGUCCUGACAGAUCCCACUGGUGCGUUUAACUUUACGCUCAAAUUCUCUGACACGCUUUUGUAUGAUCCGAGUUACUGCGUUGUGGAAGCAAAUCUUCCGGCGGGAAACUGCUCUCUUUCUCCACCGAAUGGUACCCUCACAGCCACAGUAAAUCUGGUCAACGUCUUCGUUACGAGUGCUUUAGUCACCCUUAACUAUAUCACCGGUCCAUUUGUCCAGAAUUAA
Messenger RNA from Brassica napus (rape), 432 nucleotides. RefSeq lists its product as uncharacterized. The transcript has a single exon. NCBI's taxonomy places the organism in Eukaryota, Viridiplantae, Streptophyta, Magnoliopsida, Brassicales, Brassicaceae. Bases 1 to 432 code for a protein of 143 amino acids. The record is from RefSeq and is a predicted model, not a curated record.